Molecule: messenger RNA, 783 nt
Organism: Camellia sinensis
Lineage: Eukaryota; Viridiplantae; Streptophyta; Magnoliopsida; Ericales; Theaceae
Product: homeobox protein
Source: RefSeq, a predicted model, not a curated record
CCAGCUCACUUUUUCUCUUCUAGGAUCCCAAUUCCAACGCUCUCUCUAUGACUUUCCAUCAUCAUCAUCCUCUAAUUAAGUUCAGAAAGCAACAAAUCUCAUUCACUUUAAUCAUUUGAAAGAAACCAAUCUCAUUCAUGUCUCAAACCCACAACAAUCUUUCACUCCAAUCUCUCUCUCUCUCUCUCUCUCUCUCUCUCUCUCUCUCUCUCUCUCUCUCGGCCAUGAAAUUUGCAAAAGCCAUGAAAAAGCUCAAGUUCUGGUCAAGAAAGAACAAGAAAAAGAAGAAAACCACCACGCACAUCACCAAUCACCACCACCCUCCUCCACCACUACCACCACCAUGCCACCACUGCCACUCAUGGCUCCCUGCCCCGGUCCAGCCCUCGGCCCCGCCAUUGCCACCAUGGUUCGAGUACGAUCAGACCCACAACACCUUCUCAGCAUCAGCAAUUGGUUCUAGUCAAUCUGAAUUCACCCAACAAGAAAUUGUUCCUGAGCUGAAUUCAAUGUAUUCAACCUCAACUGUAGUGCCUGUUGGCAAUGGGAACACAUCUUAUCAACAAUAUAUGGUUCCGAAUCCGGUGUAUGGGGUCCCUGUUGUGCCUGCUGCUAGGAAAGAGAAAGCCACCGGAUUUUUCGGGUGUGUUUUUAACAUCGGUAGACAUUUGAUCCGAUGCUUUUGUCCGUGUUUCCACAUCCGGGAAGUGGAUUAGAGCAAGAUGGAGCAUUUUCAUCGUAUGUUCAAUAAUGCAACGUGCAUAGAAAAGCAUACAGAAAUAC